Prosopis cineraria is the source of this 2555-nucleotide messenger RNA. RefSeq names its product probable inactive receptor kinase At2g26730. Gene Ontology annotation, biological process: protein phosphorylation. The record is from RefSeq and is a predicted model, not a curated record. The coding region runs from base 209 to 2173 and encodes 654 amino acids. Lineage: Eukaryota; Viridiplantae; Streptophyta; Magnoliopsida; Fabales; Fabaceae. Gene Ontology annotation, molecular function: ATP binding; protein kinase activity; protein binding. The transcript has 2 exons.
UCUUUUCUCUCCCACUCACACACCUCACUCUCUUUCUCUCUCUACGCCCCUUCCCCCCUCCUCCCGCCUUCUCCCAUGGCACUCCGCCGGACAACCGCUUCUGGGCUUCUCUGCAACUCCCCUCAUGGACGCCCGUAGGAUCGCAUUUUUGAUCUCUUCCUCCUUGUCUCCUCUAGUAUUAUUGGAUAAACAGAGCUGAGGUGCCCCAAUGGCAGACCUUUUUCGCGAUUGGCGUUUGAUGAUUGUCUUCUUCGUCUCGCUUCUGAUACUGAGUGUGCGAGUCAGUACGGAGCCGACUCGGGACAAGCAAGCCCUCCUUGCCUUCAUCUCUCAGACCCCACACGCGAAUCGGGUCCAAUGGAACGCUUCCGACUCCGCCUGCAACUGGUUUGGGGUCCAAUGCGACUCUUCUCGUUCCUUCGUCUUUUCUCUCCGUCUUCCAGGCGUCGGCCUUUUGGGCGGGAUUCCUCCUAACACAAUCGGUCGUCUCACUCAGCUACGAGUCCUCAGUCUCCGCUCGAAUGCUCUCGACGGCGAGAUCCCCGCCGAUUUCUCCAAUUUGACGUUGCUCCGUAACGUUUACCUCCAGGACAACCAGCUCUCCGGUGAGUUUCCUACGUCUCUGACUCAGUUGGGUCGUUUGACGCGCUUGGAUCUCUCGUCCAACAACUUUACGGGUCCAAUCCCUUUCUCAAUCAACAACUUGACCCACUUGACCGGUCUAUUUUUGCAAAACAAUAGAUUCUCGGGCAAUCUACCCAGCAUAAGUGCCAAAUUGGUUGGCUUCAACGUUUCUUAUAAUCAGCUUAAUGGUUCGAUCCCCAAGUCUCUCUCCAAUUUCCCUGCAUCCUCAUUUGCCGGAAACUUAGAUCUCUGCGGAGGACCAUUGUCGCCAUGCACCCCAUUCUUCCCGUCUCCGUCCCCGUCGCCUUCCGCCCCCGUCGUGCCCUCUUCCCCUGCUCAGAAAAAGUCCAAGAAGCUCUCAAAAGGCGCCAUUAUCGCAAUCGCAGUCGGGUGUUCUGCCGCGGCCCUGCUACUCCUCCUACUGCUUCUGCUGCUAUGCCUUGGGAAACGCCGCAGAAGCCAGCCAGCGAAAUCGCCAAAGCCCGUGGCUGCGACACGUGCCGUGCCGGCUGAGGCUGGAACAUCGUCCUCAAAAGACGACAUCACCGGCGGGUCCGUGGAGGCGGAGAGGAACAAGCUGGUGUUCUUCGAAGGCGGGAUAUACAGCUUCGAUUUGGAAGAUCUGCUGAGAGCUUCCGCUGAAGUUCUGGGCAAAGGAAGCGUGGGAACAUCCUACAAGGCCGUGCUGGAAGAAGGAACCACGGUGGUGGUGAAGAGAUUAAAAGACGUGGCCGUAACAAAGAAAGACUUCGAUGCUCAGAUGGAGGUUCUGGGCAAGAUUAAACACGAUAAUGUGGUUCCUCUCAGAGCUUACUAUUACUCCAAAGACGAGAAAUUGCUCGUCUACGAUUACCUCGCAUCCGGCAGCCUGUCUGCUCUGCUUCACGGGAGCAGAGGGUCAGGGAGGACGCCCCUUGACUGGGAUGGCCGAAUGAGAAUAGCGCUGGGUGCCGCCAGGGGGUUGCUUCACCUACACGUGUCAGGAAAAGUGGUCCACGGCAACAUAAAAGCCUCCAACAUCCUCCUCCACGACAACGAAGCCUGCGUUUCGGACUUCGGCCUCAACCCGUUGUUCGCCAACACCACUCCUUCCAACCGGGUCGCGGGCUACCGGGCCCCCGAGGUCGUGGAGACCCGGAAGGUCACCUUCAAAUCCGACGUGUACAGUCUUGGCGUGUUGCUGCUGGAGCUCCUCACCGGGAAGGCGCCGAACCAGGCGUCGCUGGGCGAGGAGGGGAUCGACCUCCCGAGAUGGGUCCAGUCGGUGGUCCGGGAAGAAUGGACGGCGGAGGUGUUCGACGCGGAGCUCAUGAGGUACCACAAUAUAGAGGAAGAGAUGGUUCAGUUGUUGCAGAUAGCCAUGGCGUGCGUGUCGGUGGUUCCCGAUCAGAGACCCGCGAUGCAGGAGGUGGUUCGGAUGAUGGAGGAGAUCAACAGGAGCGAGACCGACGAGGGGUUGCGGCAGUCGUCGGACGAUCCGUCGAAGGGAUCGGACGGUCAAACGCCGCCGGCGGAGUCGAGGACUCCGCCGAGAUCAAUCACGCCAUGAGCAAACAAGAAAGAAAAAUAGGAAGAUUUUUUUUUUUUUGGGUGGGUUGGGGGGAAGAAAAAGAAAAAAGAGAAAAGAGAAAGAGGACAAAAGGGUAGGGUUGUGAGGAAGUGGAGGAAGAAGGUGAUAUGCCGUUGGGGAGUGUGGCUGGGGGGGUACCACGGUGGCUUGAGACGCGUAUUUGUAUUUCUUUGUUUAUUUCCUUGAUUUUUAAUUUCAAUUUUUAUUGAUUUUUAUAGGUGGUGGGAUGUGGGGUGAAGUUUGAACUGUGGAUGAAGGGGUGGCGAUUAAGAAGCUCCCAUGAAUUUAAGGACAUUUCACUAUUUGUUUAAUUUUUCUGUUAAGCAAAUUGCUUUUAUUGUGCCCCAAAAAAUUUCUUUCA